Molecule: messenger RNA, 969 nt
Organism: Penicillium cosmopolitanum
Lineage: Eukaryota; Fungi; Ascomycota; Eurotiomycetes; Eurotiales; Aspergillaceae
Exons: 1
Coding region: 1-969 (322 amino acids)
Biological process (GO): regulation of transcription by RNA polymerase II
Molecular function (GO): DNA-binding transcription activator activity, RNA polymerase II-specific
Source: RefSeq, a predicted model, not a curated record
AUGGUUCCUUCGACAACUGCCGGCGGUGUGGAUAUCUCCGAAACAAGCAUUGGGAGUCCUAUGCCAACUGUAGACAUGACCGACAUGGAACUGUUACAUCAUUACUCUACCUCUACAUGUUAUACCAUCUCGCGGCAUCCAGUUUUGCAGACAAUCUGGCAAAUCACCAUCCCACAACAUGGGUUUGCCCCUCAGUCUCAGUUUGUCUUCCGUGGCAUCCUGGCACUUGCUGCGCUCCAUAUGGGUCAUAUAAAACCCGAUCUUCGAGCAGAAUAUUUUGCAACUGCAGAAUAUCACCACAAUGCGGCUCUGCAAAUGGUAUCCGCCGCCAUCCCACAUAUCAAUGAAGAGACUGGCCCGGCCAUUUACGUGUUUUCAACACUUACCUGCAUUAUAAUGUGUGCAAUGCGACAGAAUUCUAACGACUUCUGGGUGGCCAAUGAUUCUUUAUUCAAAUGGCUUGGCCUUAUUCGGGGUCACAGAGCUAUCAUUUAUUCAGUCAUUGAUACUCUCAGAUCUGGCCCCCUCGCGCCAAUGUUCGUUCUUGGCCGACGAAGGAAAAUAGCCCGUGAGGCGCGAUCUACUGAUGACCAGCCCUUCAUGGAGAACUUGCGACAAGAGAUUAUUGAGUCAGUGCCGGACCAGAAUGAGUUACAAUGCUAUCUAGAAGCACUUGACGAAUUGGCGAAAUCCUUUGCAACUGUCCUUGACCAAGUUGUGGAGAUUACUGAUGUGUUUAUAUGGCUUUAUGAAAUCUCAGAUGGAUAUUUGGAGCUACUGCGUCAACAAAAGCCCGAAGCACUUGUGAUCUUUGGUUACUUUUGUGUGGUCUCAAAACAGGUAGAAUCGGCUUGGUGGAUGGAAGGGUUUAGCAUUCCUUUAAUGCGUGCCAUCUAUUAUCAUCUGGAUGAAGAGCAUCGCUGCUGGCUUCAAUGGCCGAUCCAGCAGCUGGGCUGGGCCCCUUGCUGA